This is a messenger RNA of Homo sapiens (human), 2022 nucleotides long. RefSeq names its product eukaryotic translation initiation factor 3 subunit E (gene EIF3E). Lineage: Eukaryota; Metazoa; Chordata; Mammalia; Primates; Hominidae. Gene Ontology annotation, cellular component: eukaryotic 48S preinitiation complex; cytoplasm; protein-containing complex. Gene Ontology annotation, biological process: translational initiation; cytoplasmic translational initiation; formation of cytoplasmic translation initiation complex. The record is from RefSeq and is marked validated. The transcript has 13 exons. Gene Ontology annotation, molecular function: translation initiation factor activity. The coding region runs from base 16 to 1353 and encodes 445 amino acids.
CUUUUCUUUGGCAAGAUGGCGGAGUACGACUUGACUACUCGCAUCGCGCACUUUUUGGAUCGGCAUCUAGUCUUUCCGCUUCUUGAAUUUCUCUCUGUAAAGGAGAUAUAUAAUGAAAAGGAAUUAUUACAAGGUAAAUUGGACCUUCUUAGUGAUACCAACAUGGUAGACUUUGCUAUGGAUGUAUACAAAAACCUUUAUUCUGAUGAUAUUCCUCAUGCUUUGAGAGAGAAAAGAACCACAGUGGUUGCACAACUGAAACAGCUUCAGGCAGAAACAGAACCAAUUGUGAAGAUGUUUGAAGAUCCAGAAACUACAAGGCAAAUGCAGUCAACCAGGGAUGGUAGGAUGCUCUUUGACUACCUGGCGGACAAGCAUGGUUUUAGGCAGGAAUAUUUAGAUACACUCUACAGAUAUGCAAAAUUCCAGUACGAAUGUGGGAAUUACUCAGGAGCAGCAGAAUAUCUUUAUUUUUUUAGAGUGCUGGUUCCAGCAACAGAUAGAAAUGCUUUAAGUUCACUCUGGGGAAAGCUGGCCUCUGAAAUCUUAAUGCAGAAUUGGGAUGCAGCCAUGGAAGACCUUACACGGUUAAAAGAGACCAUAGAUAAUAAUUCUGUGAGUUCUCCACUUCAGUCUCUUCAGCAGAGAACAUGGCUCAUUCACUGGUCUCUGUUUGUUUUCUUCAAUCACCCCAAAGGUCGCGAUAAUAUUAUUGACCUCUUCCUUUAUCAGCCACAAUAUCUUAAUGCAAUUCAGACAAUGUGUCCACACAUUCUUCGCUAUUUGACUACAGCAGUCAUAACAAACAAGGAUGUUCGAAAACGUCGGCAGGUUCUAAAAGAUCUAGUUAAAGUUAUUCAACAGGAGUCUUACACAUAUAAAGACCCAAUUACAGAAUUUGUUGAAUGUUUAUAUGUUAACUUUGACUUUGAUGGGGCUCAGAAAAAGCUGAGGGAAUGUGAAUCAGUGCUUGUGAAUGACUUCUUCUUGGUGGCUUGUCUUGAGGAUUUCAUUGAAAAUGCCCGUCUCUUCAUAUUUGAGACUUUCUGUCGCAUCCACCAGUGUAUCAGCAUUAACAUGUUGGCAGAUAAAUUGAACAUGACUCCAGAAGAAGCUGAAAGGUGGAUUGUAAAUUUGAUUAGAAAUGCAAGACUGGAUGCCAAGAUUGAUUCUAAAUUAGGUCAUGUGGUUAUGGGUAACAAUGCAGUCUCACCCUAUCAGCAAGUGAUUGAAAAGACCAAAAGCCUUUCCUUUAGAAGCCAGAUGUUGGCCAUGAAUAUUGAGAAGAAACUUAAUCAGAAUAGCAGGUCAGAGGCUCCUAACUGGGCAACUCAAGAUUCUGGCUUCUACUGAAGAACCAUAAAGAAAAGAUGAAAAAAAAAACUAUCAAAGAAAGAUGAAAUAAUAAAACUAUUAUAUAAAGGGUGACUUACAUUUUGGAAACAACAUAUUACGUAUAAAUUUUGAAGAAUUGGAAUAAAAUUGAUUCAUUUUAUCUUGCUGUCAGUUUUCUUGCAUGUGCAAGUUUGUGUUUUUUUAACUUUCUUUUUUGGAAUAAUUAUAUUCAGAGGAAUUUGCAAAAAUAGUACAGAGAAGUCCCUGUAGGCUGAACCCUGUUUCCCUCAAUUUUUUCACUUUGUCUUACUAUGGUACAGUAUCAAAACCAGGAUGUUGACAUUGGUACAAUGUGUGUACAAAUAGCUCCCUACCAUUUUAUCACGUGUAGAUUUGUGUAACCAUCACUGCAGCCAAGAUAGAGAACUAUCAUCAUGAUCUCCCUCAUGCUACCUUUUUGUAGCCAUACCUACUCCCAACCAACUCUAACCCUAGGAACCACUAAUCUGUUCCUCAUCGCUAUAUUUUGUCAUUAUGAGAAUGUUAUAUAAAUGGAAUUACAUAAUACACAACCUUUGAGAUUAGCUUUUUUCAUUCAUCACAAUGCUCUUGAGAGCCAUCCAAGUUGAGAGAUAGAUAUAUAUAUAUAUAUGAUCAGUAGUUAAUUCCUUUUUUAUUGCCAAAUAG